GACGGCGCCGUCGACGGUGGAAUACGACGGAGGGGAUGCACGUUCCGAAGAAACGACUUCUUCCCGGAGGAGUCGUUUAAGAGUUGGGGAAACUAUGCGAGAGCGUUGAUGGAGACGCCAUUGCGGUUGAAGGAUCGGGUCCUAACCCGAUCGGAGGACCAGACGGAGCUGGUGGAGAUGAAGGCUCGGAGCAGCCACGAAAUGAAGAAGACGCUGAAUUGGUGGGAUCUGAUGUGGUUCGGCAUCGGUGCGGUAAUCGGUUCGGGCAUAUUCGUGCUGACCGGACUGGAGGCCAGAACGGUGGUGGGACCCGCGGUGGUGUUGUCGUACGUCGUUUCGGGCGCUUCCGCUUUGUUCUCAGUCUUUUGCUACACAGAAUUUGCCGUUGAAAUACCCGUUGCAGGUGGUUCAUUUGCAUACUUAAGAGUAGAGUUGGGAGACUUUGUAGCCUUCAUAGCUGCUGGAAACAUCCUCCUUGAAUAUGUAAUAAGUGGCGCUGCCGUAGCUCGGUCAUGGACCUCUUAUUUUGCCACCCUCUGUGGCAAAAGUCCUAAUGACUUUCGAAUAAUAGUCCACAACAUGAACCCUGACUAUGGCCAUCUUGACCCCAUAUCCGUUGGAGUACUAAUAGUCAUCACCGUCCUUGCAGUGUACAGCACCAAAGGCUCCUCCAUCUUCAAUUACAUUGCCUCAAUCUUCCACUUAGUUGUCAUUGUCUUCAUUAUAAUCGCUGGCCUCACCAAGGCCAAUACCGAAAACUACACCCAAUUUGCCCCUUUCGGAAUUCGUGGUGUGUUCAAAGCUUCAGCUGUUCUUUUCUUUGCAUACGUGGGCUUUGAUGCCGUCUCAACUAUGGCUGAAGAAACAAAGAACCCUGCUAAGGACAUUCCCAUUGGUCUUGUGGGUUCAAUGGUGAUUACAACUUUGGCAUACUGUUUGCUAGCGGUAACACUUUGCCUCAUGCAAAACUACAAAAUGAUUGACACAGAUGCUCCAUACUCAGUUGCAUUUAGUGCUGUGGGAAUGGGUUGGGCUCAGUACAUUAUUGCAUUGGGGGCAUUGAAGGGAAUGACCACUGUGUUGUUGGUGAGUGCGGUGGGUCAAGCUCGUUAUCUAACCCACAUUGCACGUACCCACAUGAUGCCUCCCUGGUUUGCUCAUGUUGAUGAGAGGACUGGGACACCCGUGAAUGCCACAAUCUCAAUGCUUGCUGCCACUGCUGUGAUUUCUUUCUUCACUGAUCUUCAAAUUCUCUCCAACCUCUUGUCAAUUUCCACUCUUUUUAUCUUCAUGCUUGUGGCUGUUGGGCUUCUUGUGCGUCGCUACUAUUCAAAUGGGGUAACCACAAAAGGGAACCAAGUGAAGCUCAUUGUCUGCCUUGUGCUAAUUCUUGGUUCUUCAUGUGGCAUUUCUGCUUAUUGGGCAAACAGUGAUGGUUGGGUUGGGUAUACUAUUUUUGUGCCGUUGUGGUUUUUAGGGACUACAGGUCUUUGGCUUUGCGUUCCACAAGCAAAGAAGCCAAAACUUUGGGGGGUGCCUUUGGUUCCUUGGCUUCCUUCUUUGUCUAUUGCCAUUAACAUAUUCCUUCUUGGGUCUAUUGAUAAAGAUUCAUUUAUCAGGUUUGGGGUGUGGACAGGGUUUCUUUUGGUAUACUAUGUGUUCUUGGGGUUACAUGCUUCUUAUGACACGGCAAAAGAGUUUGAGAGCAAAAGUAUUACGUUGGAAGUUGACAAGGAGUGGACCAGGGUAGAAGAUGGAGCAAAAGGGGAAGUACCUCUUACAGAAGUUUUGAAUAAUUAA
Molecule: messenger RNA, 1800 nt
Organism: Abrus precatorius (Indian licorice)
Lineage: Eukaryota; Viridiplantae; Streptophyta; Magnoliopsida; Fabales; Fabaceae
Product: cationic amino acid transporter 1-like
Exons: 2
Coding region: 109-1800 (563 amino acids)
Biological process (GO): transmembrane transport; amino acid transport
Cellular component (GO): plasma membrane
Molecular function (GO): L-lysine transmembrane transporter activity; L-glutamate transmembrane transporter activity
Source: RefSeq, a predicted model, not a curated record